ACUGCGAAACACGUCCCCGAGAGGACAAGAGUCCGGUCUCAGUCAGACUGGAGACAUGUUUCUGUCCGAGUCGGAGGAUGAACUGGAGGAGCGCGGCUCGGACCCAGACUCUGAGAGCAGCACGUGCAGCCUGGAGAAGGAAGAGGAGGAGGAGGAGGAGGAGGAGGAUGAUGAUGAAGACUUCACUCCUGGAGGUUUGACGAGAGGAUCAGAACAAGAUGACUUCACUGAUGAGGACAGUUCAGAUGCAGAGUGGAAUAAUACGCCCACAAAGAGAAGAGCUACUGGAAAGCGCUGCCGCUCCGUCUCUGUUUCUCCAGCAGCGUCGAACCUCAAGUCUCCAUCUAAGACUUGUGAGCAUCGACCUCCCAGCAAGAGGAUCCACGAUGCAUCUAAAGGCUCCUCCUCCUCCUCCCCUCGUACUCGUGGGACAAUCUCCUCUCCACGCAGGAAGAGACAAGCGGAAAGACGGCUUGUGGUUGAGGAAGAGGAAGGAGCAGAUGAUGGAGACCGGUGGCAGAACGUCACUGAGGAUGAUGUCGAGCCUCCUCAGCCGCGGUUCAGACCCGAGAGGGACGUGGGACCACAGCUGAACAGAACUGCAAAUUACACACCUCUCGAACUCUUCCAGCUGUUCUUCUCCACGACUGUAAUCGACACUUUGGUGAGAAACACCAACGCCUAUGGGAGGAAGAAAUAUCAAAACCACAGGGAAACCUGGGUCCAGGUCACAGCGGCAGACAUGUACUCCUUCAUCAGCCUUGUCCUCUACAUGGGGCUCGUCCCGCUAAAAACUCUGAAAGAGUUCUGGAGAGGGACUCAGCUGUUCAGCCUGCCGUUCCCUGCCUCCGUCAUGCCCUGCAGACGCUUCCUCACCAUUUCCCGCAGCCUACACAUGAACGAUCCCGCAGCUGAAGCAGCAAACGACACAAAGAAAGGGACUCCAGCUUAUGACAGACUUUGCAAAAUAAAGCCCCUCUAUCAGCAGAUCUUGGAGGCCUGCUACACUUUCUUUCAUCCUCACCAGCACAUCUCCAUAGAUGAACGCAUGGUGGCGAGUAAAGCCAGGAUUGGGCUCAAGCAGUAUAUUAAAAACAAGCCUACUAAAUGGGGCUUCAAGCUUUUUGUUUUAGCCGACUCGGCGUGUGGAUACACCCUGAACUUUUUCGUGUACGGGGGAAGGGAUGGUGAACCCACAGGGAAGGGGCUCAGCUAUGAUGCUGUCAUGAGACUGCUGAAGAUACCCUUCCUAGGCAAAGGCUAUAAGCUCUACGUGGACAACUAUUACACCAGUCCAACACUAUUCCUUGACCUCCUUCAGAGGAAGAUCUGGGCGUGCGGCACCGUGCGUUCCAAUAUCACUGGUUACCCCAAAACGAAAAGGAACGACAUGGACAAGAAAACAAUAAAGGGAACAAUCCGGUGGAUCAGAAAGGGGAACCUGUUGUUUGUCAAGUGGUUGGACGCCCGCGAGGUAACGAUGUGCUCCACUAUGCACAAAGCCUACAGCGACGACACGGCCAAGCGCCGAGUGAAAAACAAAGACGGAGAGUGGACGGUGAAGCUGGUGCCUAUUCCAGACUGCAUCAAAGAUUACAACCGGCACAUGGGCGGCGUCGACUUGUCGGACGCGCUCAUCGGAUACUACAAAGUCCUCCACAAGACCCAGAAAUGGUACAAGACUCUGUUCUAUCAUUUUGUGGACAUCGCCACUGUGAACUCCUUCAUCCUCCACAAGGAAAUGUGCAAACUGCAGAACCGGCCUAUAGUUACACAGAAAACGUUCAGGGAACAACUGAUUUUGUCCCUGGCUGAGAUCGGGUCCACUCCGCGCCGGUCGGCUCCACAAAACUUCAUGUUGCCUGCUUCUCCUCUCAAAGUCCCACCGACCUCCCGAACAGCCCCAGCCCCGUCCUCACUGGCCCCAGCCGCCAAUGGGCCGUCAGCCUGCACAUCUGCAGUAACCCCUGGAUCUCCAUCUACAGCGCGACCACCUUCUCUGACCGCCGACGUGCCCCCCACUGCAGCUGCUGGGGCUCCAGGUCUAGGGCACCUGCCGUCUUACUUUGUAGAACAAAUGAGCAACGUGGCCCCCAGAUAUCGGGCCACCGCCGGCAGACGGGCAUGUGUGGUCUGCAAGAGAAAGUCGUCGGUCUAUUGCAGCACCUGCCAGAAAACACUUUGUUUCACUACUUUGAGGAACUGCUACAGCGAGUGGCACAGGCGCAACAACGUCUGCAUGUGAGGCCGUUAAAACUAACUGUUAAAUGACUGCAUUCCUAAUGCUCCUCUUCUUUAUCUCUUUAUUACCCAUUCAAAUACCUCAAAGUGUUUCUAAGACAUAUUCUUAUGGAGAAGGGGCCACUGAUUUCAAUGCUUUAAUACAUUUUUUUUUUAUCAAAUAAAGUUCAUGGUCCAGAUAAAUUAAAUUAAAAAGGAUUAAAAGCUGAACUAUCAUCGUGCCUUUGACCAGCGAGCUCACACCCGGUGAUUCAGGGAUUCAGUUUCUUAAGCAGAGACACACUCAACACUUGUCUGGAAGGCUGCUGCAGAACCAGAAGCCUCAUUCCGUCUGCUUUCAUUAGAGAAACUGUGGAUUGACAGUUGUUUUUAUACUUUAAUGUGCACUAGUUUCACCAUUUUAUAUUUAGAAUAUGACGUUUACAUGAAACACAAGAGUUUCUGCUUAUUCAGAUAUUUGUUUCUGACACCAUCCAGGUUUUUUUUGGGUUGUGUGGUUGGCACGGAGACGUGUUUGUGACUUUUUGGCAUCUCGGCUAAUCUUUGACAUUUCCACCUACCUCAGCUGUGGAGGAUGAAGCCAACUUGGUUUCUGGCUGCGUUUAACACGCUCAGCUAGAUUUGGCUUCUGCGGCUCGACUUCCAGGGACCACGGUACUGUGACUCGGGUCCAGGAUUAUUAACAAGUAUAUGGACUUGUGUGUGGAUUUCUGAAAUCUAAAUGUUUACACUCACAUACUUUAUAAAACACACUUCGUUACAGUUGACCUGAUGGACUCUACCUCACUCCACAGAUAAUUCAAUCAAGUCAAACUUAAAUCAUCAGACAUGUUUUUAUAUUAUAAAAUAUAUAUAUAUUACUAGUCUUCCACUGGAAACACGUUACAGCUGUUUAUGCAUAUGUAAGAGAUUCUCUGUUUACAGAAAUACAAUAAUAUGGCUUUAUGUAUUGCAUAUUAUUAAAUAUCUAUAAUUAAUAUGGUUUGCUCAUAAGUGAAUGUUGUGGUUUUAAACUCUUCUUUAUGAGCAGAGAAUGACAAACACACACAUUUUAUAAAUCUGAGCUCUAUGAAUUAUGUGUUAUGCCUCCACACUGAAUAAACAAUGCAUAAUAAUUAUUUGAAUGCAUAUAAUUUUUUUCCUAUUGAUGGAAACUUAAUUUUUGAUAUAUUAUGAUCACAUCUCAUAAAGCAGUUCAAUGUUUUGGCACAUUCUUGAUUUUAUGGUAUUUGACAAACUGUUUGUGUUCUUGUAAAAAACAAUACAUUUUUAAAA
Molecule: messenger RNA, 3516 nt
Organism: Hippoglossus stenolepis (Pacific halibut)
Lineage: Eukaryota; Metazoa; Chordata; Actinopteri; Pleuronectiformes; Pleuronectidae
Product: chimeric ERCC6-PGBD3 protein
Exons: 2
Coding region: 56-2245 (729 amino acids)
Source: RefSeq, a predicted model, not a curated record